AUGGAUCGGACUGAAGGUGGGCUACGGCGGAGGGAUUCCUUCUACAAAGAAGCAUCUGGGGGCUACGAGACGCCAAGGUCCAAUGAACGGAAAGCAAGGGUCUCUAACGUGACCGGAAAUUCUGGUGUUUCUGCUCAAAACACUAUAGAGCAAGAUUCCCAGAGCGAGGAAGAUCGAGAAAACGCUUCUCGCCAAAUCGGAGAGCAGCUAAAACUCCACUACCUUCGUACGCAAACACCAGACCGAAUAGUUCAUCUACUCCACUCACCCGAGGAGAGAGAGCGAAAAGAAAUGUGGUUUGACUUCGGCCCACCCAGGACGUUCACUAGAAGCAAUUUCAGGAGACAUUUUGACCAUCUUCAAUUCGAAUCUGCCCUGCAGUACGUAGCUUUUCCACGGAUUCAUUUGGAAAACAAGAAAGACGACAUUUCCAACACACGGCAAAAGAGCCGGACGGAUAUGACUUUCUUCUUCAAUUGGCUGAAAGAAAAGGGGGUCAAGCGGAUCUUAAAGGUCAUUGUUGACGACCUUGAGCCGCCUCACCAUAGCGACGAAUCAAUAGAAAAAGCUUUGGAGUCAAUUGACGUCGAUGUCCUCGACUGGCGGAGGCCGGAUUUGGACCCAGUCACACUUGCUCGAGUAGGUAAAUGCCUACGAGAAGUUUACCUCCAGUGGAGUGGCAGAAAUACUGUGCUCAGAGCGUGGUCAGAGCCCGAUGGCUUUGCUAAAAUACCCACGUUAAAGUCGACCCAUCUCAAUCAGGUUGAGGAGUUGGAGUCUGGAAAAAGAAAUAGAGAAAACAUUGAAGAGUUCGAGAAGAGGCUUCGUAAGACAUGGCCGCACGAAUUGAGUCCACCUGAGGUUAUUCGCCCGAAGCCAACUGGCGACAUCUUCCAAGAGGGAGGUCUGCAACUUAGCGAUCAGCUAAGCCACAACGACCAGCGCCCAAUUGAUCCGCACAAGUGGAUGCAGUGCAUGGGGGACUUUGCUUCCUACUUCCGACAGAUUCAAGUGCUUCGAGAGCCUGUGACCGAUCAGUCCUUGGGUCCAGUUCAAGUCGCAUUGAUAGACGAUGGACCAGAUAUCACUCAUGAUGUUCUCAAGGGCUUCGGAUUUCCAGGACAAAGCUUUUGUCACUAUCGAGAAGGAUCGACAUCCGCCCUGAAAGCGCAAUACAGGUGGGAAAACCCGUUGACUGAAAGCCUUCCCUUGCCACUAUUGAGGUUCUCUAACAGAAAUAAGGCUAUCAAAUACGCAAUCGAACGAGGGGUACAUAUCAUUUGUAUGUCAUGGACAAUGAAACCGCCUUCAAAGGACUCUAUCAAGGACGCAUUUGAGGACGAAAUAAUCAAAGCUGGUAAGAAGGGCAUCCUCAUGUUUUGCGCGGCCAGUGACGAGGGGAAGACGGCCGACCAGACGUAUCCGCACAGCAUCGGUACAAAGAGUUUUAGAAUUGGCGCGGCAAAAGCGACUGAGGCGACCGCGAGCAACGUCGGCGAUGCGGACUGGCUGAGCUACACUUUCCCCGGUCACGAUGGAACCAUCGAAAGUGUGUACGGCACCGGCCGUCAAAAGCUUGAGGGCCACUCAGGCAGCUCGGUUGCAAAUGCCCUCGCCACGGGCUUGGCAGCCCUCAUCAUUGAAUGCGUCAGAUUGGGCAUCUUCCAUACCAGUAAGACAGGACAGCUCGACCCGACUGUGGCGAUCCAUAAAGAGGACUUGUCGAAGAUACGUAAACGCGAGCAGAUGGACUUCGCGCUGAAGUCUAUCGGGACAAACCGGAACACGGAACACAAAUACAUAGAGGUGUGGCAUAUCUUCAGUCGCGCGGCAGAGAGACUCAAGUACGAUUUGGAUCUAACCUCGCAGCUGGAGGUUGUUGCUGGGUUGGCUAGACACUUCUUGGGCAAGAACGUAUUUAUGUGA
Colletotrichum graminicola M1.001 is the source of this 1926-nucleotide messenger RNA. RefSeq lists its product as uncharacterized. Gene Ontology annotation, molecular function: serine-type endopeptidase activity. NCBI's taxonomy places the organism in Eukaryota, Fungi, Ascomycota, Sordariomycetes, Glomerellales, Glomerellaceae. The transcript is spliced from 7 exons. The record is from RefSeq and is a predicted model, not a curated record. The coding region runs from base 1 to 1926 and encodes 641 amino acids. Gene Ontology annotation, biological process: proteolysis.